Molecule: messenger RNA, 1950 nt
Organism: Cloeon dipterum
Lineage: Eukaryota; Metazoa; Arthropoda; Insecta; Ephemeroptera; Baetidae
Gene: Adss
Product: adenylosuccinate synthetase
Exons: 10
Coding region: 236-1537 (433 amino acids)
Biological process (GO): 'de novo' AMP biosynthetic process; IMP metabolic process
Cellular component (GO): cytoplasm
Molecular function (GO): adenylosuccinate synthase activity; GTP binding
Source: RefSeq, a predicted model, not a curated record
GUCAGCCUUCUAUUUUCACGAGCGAGCAGAAAAACAUUUCUGCUGCGCUCGCUGUCGGCCGGGUCGGUUGUGUCCGAACGAAUACUGUCCGAACUUCGCGUGCACCCUGCCUAAUCGAGUCACCAUGCUCCGGAGAUAACCGCUUCCGGUCAGUUGGACACUUCCGGUUCGCAACUCGCGCCUCUCCUUUGCAAACACACCGUUGUUUCCCGAAAACCGAGAGUCGAUUCGCAAAAUGAACGGCCACAACAACCACCACGAGGUGCGCCAGGCCACCGUCGUCCUCGGGGCCCAGUGGGGCGACGAGGGCAAGGGCAAGCUGGUCGACCUGCUCGCCGCCGACGCCGACGUCGUCUGCCGAUGCCAGGGUGGCAACAAUGCCGGACACACGGUCGUCGUGGACGGCUGCGAGUUUGACUUCCACUUGCUUCCCAGUGGCAUCAUCCAACCCAAGUGCCUGUCACUGAUCGGCAACGGAGUGGUUGUCCAUCUGCCGGGGAUGUUUGAUGAGCUGAAGAAAUGCGAGGCCAAGGGUUUGGAGAAUUGGCAGUCGAAACUAUUCAUCUCCGACAAGGCGCAUCUCGUCUUUGAUCUCCACCAGCAAGUGGACGGAAUGCAGGAGCAGGAGAAGGGCAAGAAGUCGCUUGGCACCACGAAGAAGGGAAUCGGACCAACGUACUCGUCCAAGGCGUCCAGAAUCGGCAUCCGCAUCGCCGACCUGAUCGGGGACUUCUCCCAGUUCACAGAAAAGUUCCAGGCCCUGGUGGCCGUCCACGAAAAGAUGUUUCCAAACCUGCAGGUUGACGUCGCGUCCGAGCUGGAGAAAUACAAAGAACUGGCCGAGAGGGUGCGACCGAUGAUUGUCGAGUCGGUCACCUUCCUCCACGACGCAUUGUCUUCAGGGAAAAACGUUUUGGUCGAGGGAGCCAACGCAACUAUGCUUGACAUCGAUUUUGGAACGUAUCCGUACGUUACCUCGAGCAACUGCAGCAUCGGCGGCGUGUGCACCGGCCUGGGGCUGCCGCCGCGCAACAUCGGCGAGAUCGUCGGCGUCGUGAAGGUGUACACGACCCGCGUUGGCGACGGGCCGUUCCCCACGGAGCAGAUCAACGAAAUCGGGGAUAAGCUGCAGAGCAUUGGUGCUGAGAUCGGCGUGACAACCCAGCGGAAGCGUCGGUGCGGCUGGCUCGACAUCCCUCUCCUCCGCUACACCAGCAUGAUCAACGGCUACACGUCAUUGGCUCUGACGAAGCUAGACGUUUUGGAUAGCUUCCCAGAAAUUAAGAUUGGGGUGUCCUACUCUCUCAACGGGCAGAAGAUCAAACAUUUUCCCAGUGGACAGGCUGAACUUGGCUCUGUCACGGUUGAGUACGAAACCAUGCCUGGCUGGAACUGCAGCAUCCAGAACGUGAGAUCAUUCAGCGACUUGCCAGAAAACGCACAACAGUACGUGACGCGGAUUCAGCAGUUGCUCGGGGUGCCAGUUCAGUACAUUGGAGUCGGCAAAGGACGGGAGAGUAUAAUUAAGUUAUUCUAAACGCUACUCAAGAGGCACCACUAUUUUUGGACACGUUUUGCCCUGUUUUCCUGGUUGAAGAAAAAGAAGAUUUGGACACGAUCAAAUUUCGAGGAGUUUAUUGAUUUGCAACAAGACGACACCACCACUGUCUCUCACCUAUUCAUUACUUUUCUUCUCUAGUCUCACAGCUUGUACUUUUGAAAGAAGCUACACAAUCUGCAAUGUUCAGUCGCUCCCUGAAUAUUUACGAGAAAUCUCUUUUUUGUUGUGACUCGAGGUUGUUCUGCCGCGUUAUUUGGUUGUCUUUUACUCUCCUCACGUUAUCGGAGUAUUUUUGAGCUGCCUAGUAAUUUUGUGCAGGAAAAGUGGACGUUGUUAAUGUCGAAGAACGUGCAAAAUGGAAAUAAAAAAAAAAACAUUGAAAACAAUCA